CUAGCAGGGGAAGAUGGAGAACUCACAGCAAGCUGGAUGGUGCAAGAAGCCUGCAUCACCCAUGAAAACGAGAGCUGCCUUGGAAGUGGUCAGGAGCACCACAUGGACUGUUGUUCUGCUCACCAGCACCGCAGUCACAGGAGCUACAGGAAUUAACAGAGUGUCAGCACACCUGGGUCACAGCGCUGUGAUGACCUGCCCCAACAAAACAAAUAUAACUAUGGUAACAUGGAAAAUAAAACCCAAGACUGGAGGCGAAUGCAUCUUGGCAUACCUGAUUGAUAGUAACAAGACAGAAAAAAUCAACUGCAGUCACAGAAUAAACUGGAGAUCCAGACCAGACUGGGAUCAUGCACUUGAGAUACAGCAAGUAGGAAUGGCUGAUGAGGGAAAUUACACCUGCGAAGUGGUAAAUGCAGAUGGGAAUUUCCGUGACCCGUAUCACCUGACUGUGCUAGUUUCCCCGAGAAUGGCUCUGUACUGCGAUGACCAUGGGAACCCUGUGUGCGAGGCAGAGACAGAGAAGCCGGCUGCUGAGAUCUCGUGGGUCCCACAGAGCAACUCCACACCCAGAGCAGACAGUCACAGUAACGGGACAGUGACAGUUCUCAGCAGGUUUGCAGCACGUAGCAGCGAUGGGAAGAAUGCUACCUGCAUCGUGUCCCACACAACUCUGAACGAGGCCAAGUCCAUAGACUGCUCCUCACGUAAGCUUCCCUUUGUGUGCUCAGUUUCCUGUUUAGUCCUCUGUUCCUGCACUAAGACAUCAGUGACACUGGCAUGA
Lagopus leucura (white-tailed ptarmigan) is the source of this 784-nucleotide messenger RNA. Its product is annotated as cell surface glycoprotein CD200 receptor 1-B-like. Gene Ontology annotation, cellular component: external side of plasma membrane. Bases 14 to 784 code for a protein of 256 amino acids. NCBI's taxonomy places the organism in Eukaryota, Metazoa, Chordata, Aves, Galliformes, Phasianidae. Gene Ontology annotation, molecular function: signaling receptor activity. The transcript has 3 exons. Gene Ontology annotation, biological process: regulation of neuroinflammatory response. The record is from RefSeq and is a predicted model, not a curated record.